AUGAACUGGAGCUCAUCCCAACGAGAAACCAAUGAGAUUACCAUGACAGAACAUGCUAAUAAUAAUAAUAAUAACAAUGAUGACGACAAUGAGAGCUCAAGCGACAAAUACAAUGACAAUAACAACAACAAAGAUAACAAUGUGACUGCGAACCUGGUCUAUGGAGAUCCCAGCUUCAUUGCCAGCUGGUCUAGGGAGACCAGCUUCAUUGCCAGCUGGUCUAUGGAGAUCCCAGCUUUACUGCAGCUGGUCUAUGGAAAUUCCAGUUUCACUGCAGCUGGUCUAUGGAGAUCCCAGCUUCAUAGCAGCUGGUUUAUGGAGAUCCCAGCUUCAUUGCCAGCUGGUCUAGUGAGACCCGCCUUCAUUGCCAGCUGGUCUAUGGAGACCAGCCUUCAUUGCCAACUGGUCUAG
Musca domestica (house fly) is the source of this 411-nucleotide messenger RNA. RefSeq lists its product as uncharacterized. Lineage: Eukaryota; Metazoa; Arthropoda; Insecta; Diptera; Muscidae. The transcript has 2 exons. The coding region runs from base 1 to 411 and encodes 136 amino acids. The record is from RefSeq and is a predicted model, not a curated record.